AUGAACAGCUCCAAAAAUUUGGAACCAGGCCAAUUGGAAGAUCAGGAGAAAGCCAGAAUUUUGGACUCUAACAAUCUUCACCAAGUCUCGGCAAUUUCUCUGAGCUUGGGUGUCCUUUUUGGGCUGUCAUUAUCCUUUCUGUUCACAUCAGAACUCUUCCAACUGCCACUUUACAUAUUAUGUCUUUCCCUGUUUCAUUUUCUGGAGUAUUAUAUCACAGCAAAGUUUAAUACUGACAAAGUUAGUCUGGACUCCUUUCUCAUCAAUAACGGAGCUGAAUACAUUCUAGCACAUUCACUUGCAAUAUUUGAAGUUGUAUUAGAAGCUCACUGGUUCCCAACUUUGAAGUCACAUCGAUAUAUUUCAUUUUUUGGCCUAAUUUUUAUUGUUAUUGGCCAAUUUUUACGAUCAACAGCUAUGAUUACAGCUGGAAGAUCUUUUUCACAUAUGAUAUCUACCACCAAGAAGAAAGAACAUGUCUUGGUUACCAACGGUAUGUACAAGUACACAAGACAUCCUAGCUAUGCUGGGUUUUUCUGGUGGGCUCUUGGAACCCAGCUGAUGCUCUGCAAUCCAAUCUGUUUCAUUGGGUUCCUAUUUACUUUACGGCGUUUCUUCAAGCAUAGAAUCGAGUUUGAAGAACAAUACUUGGUAGCAUUUUUCAACCGUGAUUAUAUAAAUUACAAAUCUUGUACCGGGACUCUUAUACCCUUUAUUGAAUAG
Messenger RNA from Komagataella phaffii GS115, 723 nucleotides. RefSeq names its product Farnesyl cysteine-carboxyl methyltransferase, mediates the carboxyl methylation step during C-termin. The transcript has a single exon. The record is from RefSeq and is a predicted model, not a curated record. Gene Ontology annotation, biological process: C-terminal protein methylation. Lineage: Eukaryota; Fungi; Ascomycota; Pichiomycetes; Pichiales; Pichiaceae. Gene Ontology annotation, molecular function: protein C-terminal S-isoprenylcysteine carboxyl O-methyltransferase activity. The coding region runs from base 1 to 723 and encodes 240 amino acids. Gene Ontology annotation, cellular component: endoplasmic reticulum; membrane.